Messenger RNA from Fopius arisanus, 2573 nucleotides. Its product is annotated as WD repeat-containing protein 16. Gene Ontology annotation, molecular function: protein binding. The record is from RefSeq and is a predicted model, not a curated record. NCBI's taxonomy places the organism in Eukaryota, Metazoa, Arthropoda, Insecta, Hymenoptera, Braconidae.
GGAAUUAUUGUUUUCACCAAAUGUCAAUCAUCAUUGACUAAACUUAUGAUUAAUUCUGUUAGAAUAAAUAAAACAUUCCUCAGGCGUUUUUUCAUUAAUUUUUCAUUCAAUGGAUGUGCAAGAGAUGGAUUUACUCGGAAUCAUUGGAUUCGACGGGAGAACGAAAAAUGCAUUGCAUAUUCAUCCGGAUGGGGAAUAUCUUAUUUAUUCGAUGGGGAGCAAAAUUACUGUCAGAAAUAUUGACAGUGGUCAACAGGACUUUCUCGCUGGACACACGAAUGUCGUGACGACCUUGACUGUUUCAUCCUGUGGCUCGUUCAUCGCUUCAGGACAACUUACGCAUCUGGGGUUUAAAGCUCCGGUUAUUAUAUGGGAAUUCGAUGGAAGGAAGAAGAAGGCGAGUUACGAAAUUCAUAAAGCUAAAGUUGAAGACAUUUGUUUUACCUGUGAGAGCACUUAUCUCGUUAGUUUAGGGGGCAAGGACGAUGGAAAUAUCAUCGUCUGGGAUGUCGCCAAUAAUACAGCAGUAUGCGGUGCGUCUGCGAGUACUGAAAUAUCUGGAAGCGCGAUCACCCUUGCCGCCCUGAAUCACCGAAACCAAUGCUUCAUAUCCGGUGGAGAGGAAAAUUUAAAAGUCUGGAGAAUCAACCCAGAGACACGGAAAGUGUACGGAGUUCCCAUUAAAGUGGGAAAACUGCGAAGAUCUGUCAAUUGCAUCACAAUCGACGAACAAGAUGAGGAAGCCUUCUGCGGCACUUCUACUGGAGAUAUCAUUAGAGCGCGACUCAAUUAUGACAAUGAUUUAUCGAGAAUGGAACCGGUGCAGCCUCCAGUGAUGAUCGGAUGCUACUCAAAAAUAUCGAAGAACCCGAAGAAAGUGAAAAUGGGAAAUGGAGAUUUAUAUUCCGGUGGAAUAACAAAUUUGUUGGUUCUCCCUGGUAAAAAAAUAAUCGUUGCCACUGGUGAUGGGACAGUGGAGCUCGCAGGUAUUCUGGACCAUCCGAUGAGUUCAUCGUGCAAAGCAGCUGUUAAACUCCCCACAACUCCACAAUUACAACCAAUGAUGAAAGCUCAUGUCGGAGGCUCAGUGACAUCGAUCGUGAGACACGGUAAAAACUCAUUUGUAGUGGGCACAUCCUUCUGCGAAAUCUAUCAAAUUUGUUUAACCGAUUUCGCACCCAGAAUCACCCUGACGUGUCACAUCGACGCAGUCUAUGACAUCGCAUUCCCUCACAAUUACUCCGAGAUAUUUGCAACAGGAAGUAAAAAUGACAUUCGAUUAUGGCAUUUGGAUACGCGCAGGGAAUUACUGAGAAUUACAGUACCCAAUUUUGUAUGCACGUGUCUCUGUUUCUCUCAUGAUGGAAAAUUGAUUAUGUCUGCAUGGAACGAUGGAAUUGUCCGAGCGUUUAAACCACAGAGUGGCAAAUUAUUUUUCGCUAUUGAAAAUGCUCAUGCAAAGGCUGUGUCUGCACUCUGUCUGACUGAAGAUGGAAAGACACUGGUGACAGGGGGCUGUGACGGACAGGUCAGGUUCUGGACAAUAAUGAAGAGUGUACAACAGCUCAAAGCUCUGCUGAAAGAACACCGAGGACCCAUUACAGCUCUUCAUGCUUCCCAGAGUAAUGAGGAAGUCGUUAGUUCCAGUUCUGAUGGCACUUGCAUCAUUUGGGAUGUCGUUGACUGCUGUAGAAAACAGAUUAUGAUGGGGAACACAAUGCACAUGUCAGCGAGAUUCCACCCAAAUGGUCUCCAAAUAUUGACCUGCGGUAGCGACCGUAAGGUGAGUUACUGGGAGAUCCUGGAUGGCUCACUGAUUCGUGAAGCAGAGGGUUCAAAAGUGGGAGCCCUAAACUGUCUGGACAUAAGCCCUGACGGUCGUUACUUCGUCACCGGUGGAAAUGACUGUUUGUUGAAAUUCUGGGAUUAUCAUACAGCAGAGGUGACUUACGUGGGAACAGGUCACGCUGCCAUCAUCACAGCCUGCAAAUUCGAUCCAAAAGGCACUCAUAUUAUCAGUGCAAGUGCAGAUGGUGCAGUGAUCAUCUGGAGAAGUCCAAUAGCUCUUUCCCUGGACUCUGCAAAAAGUUCGAAGCACUCGAAAGCCUCGAGGAGCUCCAGGAACUCCAAAGAGGUCAAGGAAGAGAACAUUGACAAGAUCAGUCAACGAUCUGGAAGUGAGAGUGUCAGGACUGUUCACGAGAGUAAACAUUCAGAGGUCUGCGAAUAUGAUCCUAUAAGACCGGCCCAGGACAGUUGCAGAUGUCGCGGUGAGAAAACUCCAGUCAAUCAGGAGAACUCUCCGGUUAUGAGAAAUGAGUCUCUGAGAGAGGCCAAUGCCUCUAGACGUUUGGAGAAGAAUGAGUUGUGCCUAGCUGUCACUGGCGCCCAGUAAUGAAGACUGAAGUGAUGGAAACUAUUUUUUUUAAUGAAAAAGCUGAAUCAUAUCUCAACCCCACGCUUGGCUUUUGCAGUAGUGAAUUAUCAGUUUUCCAUCUGUUCCGUAGCACUCGUAGAGAUUUUUUACAGUUUGGUCGGGGGCUGGAGCGAACGUCUGGUUUAUAUAGAGAAAC